AUGACAGCUUUGCAGCCAUCCGGAUGUUCUAUAACAUCUUUCGGAACAAUAGAGGUCAAAUUAUGGCCCAGAGGACUGCGAUACGUACUGAUUGUUGAAAAGGAAACCAUCUAUUACAGGCUCUUGCAGUGUGCUAUAUUAAAAAGACAUAACCCCUGCGUAAUGAUACUAUCGAGAGGUUUCCCAGAUAUCGCCACGAGAGAAUUGCUGUACGAAAUCAGGAAUCAUUCCAAAAAGUUAAAUGUGCCAAUAUUAUGUCUAACUGAUUUCAACAGAGCAGGUCUAAAUAUUGCACUAACAUUUUACAGAGGACCGAUAAAAACAAACUACUAUACCAACGAAUGUUCAAUUCCCGAACUUAAGUGGCUAUAUUUGGGCAAAAGGGAUAGUUGGGACCCAAAAAUCCAAUCUGUUUAUGAAAUGAAUGACUGGAGAGAAAUACUACAAUUGAUGGCAUCUUGUACAUACAAUCUCGACGAGAUCACUGACCUAGAAGAUCGGUUGAUAAAAAUCUUGGAAAAACCAUGA
Messenger RNA from Theileria equi strain WA, 528 nucleotides. RefSeq lists its product as hypothetical. Gene Ontology annotation, cellular component: nuclear chromosome. Gene Ontology annotation, molecular function: DNA binding; DNA topoisomerase type II (double strand cut, ATP-hydrolyzing) activity. The transcript has 8 exons. The record is from RefSeq and is a predicted model, not a curated record. Gene Ontology annotation, biological process: reciprocal meiotic recombination; meiotic DNA double-strand break formation; meiotic DNA double-strand break processing. Lineage: Eukaryota; Apicomplexa; Aconoidasida; Piroplasmida; Theileriidae. Bases 1 to 528 code for a protein of 175 amino acids.